AUGGUUGAAACAAGAAGUAGCAGGCUUAAGCAACAACACAGUCAAGACCGAACAGAUACCUUGAGACGUACAGCAAUUGAGUUAGCACCGAAACCCACUAAACGCGCACGUCCGAUAUCUAAUGACUUAAUCGCGUCAGAAGAGUUAAAAUCAAAAGAAAUAGGAUUAUCCGAAAUUAAUGCAGAACUUACGUCUAAAGCCUCUGAGCAAAGAGCCACCAUUCUAACAAAAUACUUUCGUGUAGCAGCAUAUGGAGAGGGUGACAUUUUAAUGGGCGUUAAAGUACCCGAUGUGCGUUCUCUAUCAAAAAGCCUGGGUUUUUUGCCAUAUUCAAUUUUAAAAGAGCUUAUUCAGUCAAAGUAUCAUGAGGAAAGGCUGUUAGCAGUUAUAAAUGUAGUGACAAAAUUUAAAAAUACACAAGAUCCAGUAGAGCUUACGGAAAUUUUUAAAUUUUUUGUUGAGCAAAUGCGAGAAGGAGUUAAUAACUGGGACUUGGUUGAUUCCUCGGCAAGCCAAAUCGUUGGGGAAUUUCUGAAAGAUAAACCUGAUAUUAAACGACUAUGGUUAUAUGAUAAACUAGCAGUAUCAAACCGAAUCUGGGACAGAAGGAUUGCAAUAGUAUCGACACAAUGUUUUAUUAAUAAUGGUAAAUAUGAUGAUGCGUUAAAAUUGGCAGAAAUGUUUUUAAAUGACACAGAAGAUUUGAUACAUAAAGCAACAGGAUGGACAUUAAGGGAAGUGGGCAAGAAAUCAAAAUCAACCCUUGUCAAAUUUUUGAAUCAACAUGCACAUCAAAUGCCAAGGGUGAUGUUGAGAUAUAGCUUGGAAAAGUUUUCUGGACAAGAACGCAAGAAGUAUAUGACCAUAGGGAAAAAGUAA
Messenger RNA from Dentiscutata erythropus, 879 nucleotides. NCBI's taxonomy places the organism in Eukaryota, Fungi, Glomeromycota, Glomeromycetes, Diversisporales, Gigasporaceae. The record is from the annotation of a GenBank genome assembly.